Ipomoea triloba (trilobed morning glory) is the source of this 682-nucleotide messenger RNA. RefSeq lists its product as uncharacterized. Lineage: Eukaryota; Viridiplantae; Streptophyta; Magnoliopsida; Solanales; Convolvulaceae. The coding region runs from base 91 to 510 and encodes 139 amino acids. Gene Ontology annotation, molecular function: calcium ion binding. The transcript has a single exon. The record is from RefSeq and is a predicted model, not a curated record.
UUCCUUUCAUCCGUAACUAUAAAUAGCUUCAUCUUGAAGAACAUUUCCUCAGUUCAAACCUCCCAACAAACAAAAACCUCAAACCAAAAAAUGAGUGUGGAAAUCCUCGACGCUGCUACUAUUCUUAACUUCGUCCAAGACGAAAAAGCCUUUGAUGAAUUCGUGAACGAGCGUUUCGACAACCUCGACAUCAACCACGAUGGAGUUCUCUCCUAUGCGGAGCUGCUGAAAGAGUUGCGGAGUCUGAGGGUUUUGGAGAUGCAUUUCGGCGUAGAUGUGGAGACCGAUCCGGUCGAACUUAACUUGGUUUAUGACUCGAUGUUUGUUCAGUUCGAUAGGGACUCAAGCGGGGUAGUGGAUGUGGAGGAGUUUAAGGCAGAGACGAAGAAUAUGAUGGUGGCUAUGGCGAAUGACAUAGGGUUCUUGCCAGUUCAAAUGCUGCUUGAGGAACAUAGCUUCUUGAAGAAAGCUGUUGAGAAUGAGUUAGCAAAAGUUGCUAAUGCUGCAUAAUGAUUAAGUUCUCUAAUUUUUAAAAUGUUUUUUUUUUGGGAUAUGUUGCUUUUAAUUAAACAAAUUAAUUGGAUUUUUGUGUUGUAUGUCUGAAGGAAAUUUCUUGUCAGGGAAGAGAAUAUUGUACUAUUGAAUAUAAAAGAAAAAAUCUAGGGUAUGUUUUUGAAUUAUA